Molecule: messenger RNA, 385 nt
Organism: Vombatus ursinus (common wombat)
Lineage: Eukaryota; Metazoa; Chordata; Mammalia; Diprotodontia; Vombatidae
Product: leptin receptor overlapping transcript-like 1
Exons: 3
Coding region: 81-374 (97 amino acids)
Biological process (GO): negative regulation of growth hormone receptor signaling pathway; late endosome to vacuole transport via multivesicular body sorting pathway
Cellular component (GO): endosome
Source: RefSeq, a predicted model, not a curated record
UGCUGUGUCGGGCACUUCCGGUUGUUGUCUGCCUGGUUGUGUGGUGACUGCGUGGAGGCUCUCGGGGCGUCGGCGCCGCCAUGGCCGGCAUCAAAGCUCUCAUCAGUUUGUCCUUCGGGGGAGCAAUUGGGCUCAUGUUUCUGAUGCUUGGAUGCGCCCUUCCAUUAUACAACCAAUACUGGCCCCUGUUUGUUCUGUUUUUCUAUAUCCUUUCUCCUAUUCCAUAUUGCAUCGCCAGAAGGUUAGUGGAUGACACAGAUGCCAUGAGCAAUGCUUGUAAGGAACUCGCCAUAUUUCUCACAACUGGCAUUGUGGUCUCUGCUUUUGGACUUCCCAUAGUAUUUGCCAGGGCACAUCUGGUAAGUGUGUCAUAGAGGAGGGAGGG